Molecule: messenger RNA, 399 nt
Organism: Lodderomyces parapsilosis
Lineage: Eukaryota; Fungi; Ascomycota; Pichiomycetes; Serinales; Debaryomycetaceae
Exons: 1
Coding region: 1-399 (132 amino acids)
Biological process (GO): transcription elongation by RNA polymerase II
Cellular component (GO): transcription elongation factor complex
Molecular function (GO): RNA polymerase II complex binding
Source: RefSeq, a predicted model, not a curated record
AUGGGUAAAAGAAAAUCGUCAACGCGUAAACCAGCCAAAAAGAUCAAGCAAACAUUGGAUGUCCAAUUCACUUGUCUAUUCUGUAAUCAUGAGAAAUCAGUGAUAUGCACAUUGGACAAAAAAAACCUAUUAGGUGAAUUGCAUUGCAAGAUAUGUGGACAAACUUUCCAAACCGCGAUACAUGGUUUGAGCCAACCCGUGGAUGUAUAUAGUGAUUGGAUUGAUGCUUGUGAGGAUUUAGCUGAAGAGGCUGAGAAAAAUGGACACGACAAUGGGGGUCACGAUGAGGAUGAUGUAUAUUCUGAUGAAGAUGGGGAUGAUGAUCGUGUUCGUGACGAGCGUCGUGGAAGAGAGGUUGACCCAGUACUAGGUUCCGAUAUUGAUGACGACGAGUAUUGA